AUGUUUUUAGUUCCUGUCCAUGUUUAGUUGUCUCUGGUUGUUUUUAAAAUGGCCUGUAACAGAGUUAUCACUUAUGAGGAAUUCUUGGAUCAAAAGCCGCCAAUAAAAGAACUAACUGAACAAAUUGAUACUAAGAAUGAAUGGCUUAUGUUUGGAGUUAUACUAGGACUGAGUAAAGAUGCUAUACAUCAGCUACCAAGGGGCAUAAUCACUGGAAAGACUGUAGCAUUGCUUGAGUUAUGGCUACUUGCUCCUAAUGCAAGCAGGAGACAAUUGCUAGAGGAUUUAAGAAAGGAUCCAGAUAAGAAGGAUGUUGCUGACAAUUAUGAAAAGCACCUCACUGAUACUUAUGAGGCAGAAUGUAAACAAUCAUUUGAAGAGGAAGCUGCCAGUCAAUGUUUUGUACCAUCAAGAGAAGUAACAGUAUUGGAUAUGGAGGGAAAACUAAAGACAAAGAAUGCUGAGAUUGAGUAUUUACAAUCUACUAUUAAAGAGAAGGAAAAUGAAAUGAAUGAUGCAAAGACAAAAAUAAAAGAACUGGAGAGGUCUUUAUCAUUAGCUUCAGAUGAUAUGAACACAAAUCUUGAGAAAAAAGAUCAGGAAAUUGAUGAUUUAAGGAUUUCUAUUAUAAGGAAAGAUGAUGAGUCAGAUUCUAAGAUUCGCAAAUUACAAAGUAUUAUCCAUGAAAAAGAAGAAGAAACCAAGGCAAAAAUAAAAGAACUGGAGGGGUCUUUAUCAUUAGCAUCAGAUGAAAGAAGUGAACUGAAAAGGAAUCUUGAAACAAAAGACCAGGAAAUUAAUGAUUUAACAGUGUCUACUCAAGAGAAAGAUGAAGAAGCUAAGGCAAAAAUAGAAGAACUGGAGAGAUCUUUAUCAUUAACUUCAGAUGAAAAAAGUGAACUGGAAAGGAAUCUUGAGACAAAAGAUCAGGAAGCUGAUGAUUUAAAAAUGGCUGCUCAAGAGAAAGAUGAAGAAAUGAACAGUGCCAAGGAAAGAGUAGAAGAACUGGAGAGGUCUUUAUCAUUAGCAUCAGCUGAUAUGAACAAGAUGAAGAGAAGCCUUGAGACAAAAGAUCAGGAAAUCGAUGAUUUAAAGGUUUCUAUCAAAGAGAAAGACAAUGAGUCAGAUUUUAAGAAUUGGGACUUACAAAAUUCAAUCCAUGAAAAAGAAGAGGCUAAAGAAACAGAGUUGGCUUCAUUCAGAGAACUGUCAGAAGAACAAUUACAAGAAUUAGUGGCAUUGAGAUUAAAACUAACUGACAAUCAGAAAGAUAUUGCUGAGAAAGAAUCAGUGAUAAAGUCAGUAAAUGAAGGUAAUGGUAAAGUUAAUUCACUGAAAAGUCAUUUAUACUAA
Amphimedon queenslandica is the source of this 1353-nucleotide messenger RNA. Its product is annotated as putative leucine-rich repeat-containing protein DDB_G0290503. Lineage: Eukaryota; Metazoa; Porifera; Demospongiae; Haplosclerida; Niphatidae. The record is from RefSeq and is a predicted model, not a curated record. Bases 49 to 1353 code for a protein of 434 amino acids. Gene Ontology annotation, molecular function: protein binding. The transcript has 15 exons. Gene Ontology annotation, biological process: signal transduction.